AUAAACAGCAGUCGCAAAGAGAAGAGCACAUAAACAGGUGGUAAUAACUCACAGGUACAAGGCGUAUUUGACAGUACAUCACAGUCUACACACUAAAUACAGAUUUAGUCAAAUAGAUUAAGAUGAAGACGCUGGCAUUGCUCUCACUGAGCAUAGCAGUGGCUCUGGGAAUGCCACCAUUUGCUCCAGGCGUGGCACAAAACACUGUGUUGACUAAAGAAGACCAGAGCCCUCUGCUGGGGGACUUUGUUCCUGUGCAGGGUCAUGUGGUGGUGGAAAAUCCUGCACCACAAGUCAGGCUGGGCUCCGAGGAGCAACAGGAAAAAUUGGCUCUGGUGCCACUGGACAUGGAGCAGAGUAUGGUGGAACUAGAGAUCAAAGUGAAGCCACAAGUUGGAGAGGGGCAAGAGGGUGAAGUAAAGACAGAGGCUAAGCAGGAGCCAGAAGUCAAACCAGAGCCAGAAGUUAAGGAGGAGCAGGAGCUAAAAGCAGACCCAGAGGUUAAAGCAGAGCCAGAAGUUAAGGUGGAUCUAGAGGCUGAUGUGGCACCAGAAGAAAAUCUGAAUCCAGAGGUUAUGGCUGAACUAAAGGUUGAUGAGAAGCCAAAAGUUGAGAUGGAGCCAGAGCUCAAAGAUGACCCAGCCUUUAAGGUGGAAUCGGAGGUUAAGGUGGAGCCAGAUGUUCAAGAGGAGUUUCAGGUGCAAAUGAACCUCGAGGCAGAGACUAAAACAGGCCGGGAGAUCGAAGAGAGGCACAUUGACAUGGAGGGAAAAUAUAAAAUGGUGGGCGAACCAAUCACGGAGUUGGAGCCACUGGAUGACGACGACAACAUGUCUGUAGACGAACUGAGCAACACAGAGCUGUCCGAAGUGGAAAAGUCUUUUAGGGCAGCAUUUCAGAAUCAAGAUCUUGUCAAUCAACCUCUUUUAGAGCAGGAGAAGGGACUUAUUAGGGAGAGGAGCUAUGUUUUAGAUGAAGAACCAAUCAUGGAGCUGGAAACCCUACAAGAUGAGGUGGAGCAGGAUGUAAAUGAGAUGGAGCCAGAGCUCAAAGAUGACCCAGAUUUUAAGGUGGAAUCGGAGGUUAAGGUGGAGCCAGAUGUUCAAGAGGAGUUUCCGGUGCAAAUGAACCACAAGGCAGAAACUGAAACAGAUGAGAUCGAAGAGAGGCACAUUGACAUGGAGGGAAAAUAUGAAAUGGUGGGCAAACCAAUCAUGGAGUUGGAGCCACUGGAUGACGACGACAUGGAGUUGUCAGAAGUGGAAAAGAAUUUAAGGGCGGAAUUUCAGAAUCAAAAUCCUGUCAAUCACCCUCUGCCAGAAGAGAGAGGGUUGCUUAUGAGUGAGAUAGAUUCAGAUGGAGAACCGAUCAUGGAGCUAGUGCCACUGGAUGACGACAACAUGUCUGGAAAAGAACUGAGCAACACAGAGCUGUCAGAAGUUGAAAACACUUUGAGGGCGACAUUUCAGAAUCAAGAGGAUGGAGAACCAAUAAUGGAGCUGGAGUCUGAAGAGGGUGAGGCCCUUUUACAUCAACAGGUCAUGCCAGAUGCUGCUAUCAUGGAAGAAGGGCCAGCAUUGGACAUUAUGGGGCAGCCGAUAUUAGCUUUAGAGGAGUAUUUCCCAAAUGAAGAGGCUAGGGUGGGCAUGGAGCCUGGCAAAGAGCAAGACUCUCGCAUGGUGGAGGGGUCACACUAUUUGAUGAUGGAGGAACCAGACAGUGAGUCUGUCAGGGAGGAGGAGCUGUCUUCAAUGGCGCUCUUUGAGGAUCCAGCAAUGGAAGACGGUCCUAUGCUUGAUAGAGGAGUUCAGAUUGGUGUGGCGCCUGUAAGAGGAAGGGCUUUGAUGAGGCAGAGAGUUGAAAACCCUGAAGAAAGAAGAUUAUCACCAAAACAAAACAAGCAAGGGGAGAGCCGUUGUUCUGGUGUGAUGCUUGAGGGGAAGUGUUACCAGUUCUUCAAAGGGCCAAAGGGGGCUGCAGAUGCUGAGCUCUUUUGCCAGGAUCAUUUCCCUGGUGGCCAUCUGGCUUCCAUCACGAGCCAUUAUAUUCACAAAGAGGUGAUGAACAUGAUGCUGCGGCAAAACGGGGCACAUACACGCACCUGGAUUGGAGGACUACGAUAUUUGCAGACCGGUCGCUUUAUCUGGUUGGAUGGAUCCCACUGGGGCUAUGCUGAUUGGCUGUCAGGGGAGCCCAAUAAUACAGCAGAUGUGGAGGAAUGUGUGGAGGUGCUAGCACAUGGAAAUGGAAAGUUCAAUGACUUCACAUGCUGGGAACCUCAGGCUUUCAUCUGUUCCUACUCUUAUUAGUGAAUGUAAAGUGAGCUCUUUUCUAUCUGCAUAUUUG
Sander lucioperca (pikeperch) is the source of this 2346-nucleotide messenger RNA. RefSeq lists its product as uncharacterized. Gene Ontology annotation, molecular function: signaling receptor activity. Bases 123 to 2309 code for a protein of 728 amino acids. The transcript is spliced from 7 exons. NCBI's taxonomy places the organism in Eukaryota, Metazoa, Chordata, Actinopteri, Perciformes, Percidae. The record is from RefSeq and is a predicted model, not a curated record.